UUCUUCUCUACAAUAGCGAAUUAGUUAUUUAUUGCCACAGUUUUCUCGAUUAAUGAUGUCCAAGGAAUAUUAUGAACUGAUCGUUAGUUUUAUAUUUCUUCUUGGUCAUUUUUGGUACAUGUUUUUUUGCAACUUAUAUUUAGGACAAAAAGUGAUUGAUCAUAGCAGCAAUGUCUUUUACAGAACAUACAACGUGCAAUGGUAUGUUGCUCCUUUGCGAGCGCAGAGGUUAUUAUUGCUUGUGAUGCAAAGAAGCAUGCGAUAUUGCACAAUCGUUAUUGAUGGAAUAUUUACUGUGUCACUAGAAGGAUUCGCCACGGUAAAAUUUCUGGGCUAA
This is a messenger RNA of Wasmannia auropunctata (little fire ant), 337 nucleotides long. RefSeq lists its product as uncharacterized. Gene Ontology annotation, molecular function: olfactory receptor activity; odorant binding. The record is from RefSeq and is a predicted model, not a curated record. Gene Ontology annotation, biological process: sensory perception of smell. Bases 53 to 337 code for a protein of 94 amino acids. Gene Ontology annotation, cellular component: membrane. The transcript has 2 exons. NCBI's taxonomy places the organism in Eukaryota, Metazoa, Arthropoda, Insecta, Hymenoptera, Formicidae.